AUAAAAUGUUAAUGUCUAGGUUAUGUGAGUUAUAGAUAAAUGCAAAUGGGUAGAUAUUUAAUAGUCCAGAUCGAUCAAUAGAGGGAUUAAGUUGCAAUCAGUUAAGCUCCGGUGCCCAUGAAUAUACGUGUAAAUUGGUCGUUCGCGCCACAACCCGGGAUCUUUUCCAAAGCUUCCAGACAACUUUGUAGUCGUCAGGUUCAGGGCCUGGAAUGGUCCUGUGGAUUUGCUGAAUUGUACCAGCAGGAUUGGGGGCCCUGGGCUAGGGGAAGAUUGGCUACAUCGACUGAGCACAAGUUAACGUCACUGCCCAGGUCACUGAGGUUUCAUAACAAAACGCUUGCAAGGUCACUGAAGUCGUUGUAGACCCUACCGUAGAUCUUGACGAUAAAGAGCAAGGAACUCAAGGGAAGGAGAUGCGUCUGUGUUUACCCUCCAAAAUGACCAGUCGAUUCCCCAGGCUUGUCCUCUGCACCACGCUCUAUUUGCUGGCCUAUGCACUGGCCCUGGAGAAGGGAGAAAUUCUGGACAUGUCAUACGGCUUUGACGAUGACUCUCUGGCGUUCCCUGGGCUGGGGUUCUUCGAGUUCACUAUUCAGGCACGAGGGCCUACCGGACCAUUGCCUUGGUUGGAAAUGAACUCGUACGGAACACCAGAACACAUAGGCACACAUCUCGAUGCCCCGGCACACGGCUCCCAAGGUAAGAUGCGGGUCGACGAUAUACCGCUCAGUCGAUUUACAGGCCCAGCCAUCCGAGUUGACAUCUCCGAGAAGGUGAAGCAGGACAGAGAUUAUGGAAUGACCGUCAAGGAUCUGCAAGACUGGGAAGUCGUCCACGGCAGGAUUCCGGACGGUUCUCUGCUCUUCGUCUACACUGGUUGGGGAGCCUUCUACCCAGAUCGGCUGGCCUAUUUUGGCACGACGCGCAACGACACCUAUCUGGACGAGCAAGGCAGGUCUAUUCUCCAUUCUCCGGGCGUGGCGCCAGAAGCAGCCACGUGGCUGGUAGCCAAUCGCAAAAUAUCGGGUCUCGGGCUUGACGCGCCCUCUCUCGACAGGGGACCGAGCAGCGAUUUCAUGACCCACCAGAUUUUGUUUGGUGCAAACAAAUUCGGCAUUGAGAACGUGGCGAACCUAGACAAGCUUCCCAACACUGGGGCCAAGGUGUAUGCGUUUCCUAUGAAAAUUAUAGAUGGAAGUGGAGCACCAGUACGUAUUGCCGCCAUGUUGGAUGAGGCAGAUAUCUCUAGGGCAGUCACCUUUCCCCCUGCAAUUACUACAUGUUUUAUUUGCUUGGCUUCAGCAUUAGUUUACUAAAAUGAUAACAACCUGUUUAAUACAGGCGAUUCACAAAAGUGCGCCUCCAAAAGUUUCCAACGCGUUGGCCAAUCACAAUGCGCGAACUCUGUCGACCCAAUGUGCGUUUUAAAAGGGUUGACAGAUUUUUGGUGUCGUGAUUAGCCAAUGCGUUGCAGAAGUGCACAAUCGCGAAUCGCUCGUAUUGGGUGUUUUUUCCUAUUUCGAGUAAUUUGCUUAGUGAUAUGGGCCUAAUUAAAUACCAGUUGUAUUGAUAAUACUCAAGGUAGUUUGUGUUGAAAUAUUUCAUUUAUUCUGUUAUCAGUUUGACAGAACUACAUUUAUUUCAAUCUCUCCUACUUUAUUUGUGAACUUUUUAUUUGAAACCUUUGUUUCUGGUGUUACUUUCUGACAAAUAGAAGUGAAUUUAAUAAUGUAGAUGUGUAUCAUCUAUUUAUCAGUAUUAACAACUGCAAUAUCGGUAUUGUUUGUGUAGCAGCAGCGCUUGCGCGCCCCCCUGGAGUGGAACCCAAGUAUCCACGAGGUGGAGAAUAAACUCCCGGUAAGGGAUGGAUUGGACACAAA
Acanthaster planci (crown-of-thorns starfish) is the source of this 1883-nucleotide messenger RNA. RefSeq lists its product as uncharacterized. Gene Ontology annotation, molecular function: arylformamidase activity. NCBI's taxonomy places the organism in Eukaryota, Metazoa, Echinodermata, Asteroidea, Valvatida, Acanthasteridae. The record is from RefSeq and is a predicted model, not a curated record.